GGUAUCGAACGUUGUUGCGCUGUGUUCGACUUUGUUCGUUGAAAAAAUUGUGCUUUCGAAAAUCGUCUCUCUGAGAUCGUCGCUGCGCGCCGUGAAUCCGCCGACUCGUGUACUUUGUGUGCAUCGCUACAAGAGAGUUUCGUAAUUCGCAAGCAAUUGUUAUUGUUGUUGCGGUUCGUGCGGCACCGUCGCGUUGCUUUUUCCCCAAAAGUGUGUGCAUCUCUUUGUCAUCUGUUACCAUUUUUUUUCUCUCGGUGAUAUAUUUCGCACAGGUGCACAAAGUUCACCAGCCGAGCAAGCGGUUGGUAAUACGACGAGUGUUUCGAGUGCCUGGAAAGGUUUGGGUUUAUUUUUGUGUAUGUGAUGUCAUUAAUUGUCGACUAGCAGGUUAUAGUUUCGAACCGUGCAGCGACGACAAACUCAACACGCGAUGUUUCUGUCUUCGAUGAGGAAUCAUCGAAGCGUUCCGAUCUGUCACAAAACCCAAAGCGCAAUCAUCCAUUCCGCCGGAGAUCGUUGGAAUCCUCUCGAGAAUGUCGGGAUGGGUCGAUCGGCGAACUUCCACGUUGAGCUCGGAAGAUAAUGACAACCGUACUUCGUCACCCGAGGGCAGCCCGACACCAGCGAACGAUGCAUGCUCUAACGAGAAUGGCUCCUACAGAUCUAGCAAAUUCCCUCUGCGUAAGAUCGGUGACAUGUUCCGAAGCACGCUACGAAGUUCGGGUAAUUAUUCGAGCAAAGCCUAUGACGAGAGUGUUGUGCAGGAAUGUAAGAUUUCGGAAGACUCGAUCGAAGACGCGGAAAACUCUAAGACGGCGGAGGGACAGCCAACCGAGCAGCGGCGGCCGUCAGUUCCGACUGCGGAGGUUGUGGCCGUACUUAUUAACGAGAAGCCUGUUCGGAUGGAGGGUGGCCUUCCCUGUGGGACGACGGGCUCGCGAACCAAACGGACCGCCACACUGAAUCGAACAUUUAAGCGGCGAAAAAGUGUGAAUGCCAGCCUUAAGCGAAGUAUAUCAACGCUACCUCUAAAUGGCGGUCUGGACCACAAUGUCAGCAACGGUCCCAAACGGCAGUCCAUCAGCAGCCAGGGCACGAGCGGAGACGUGGAAUCCGAGGUGGUCCUGGGCAAAGGCCUCGGGCGGGAGCGCGUGAAUUCGACCUCGCACUAUUCAACCGAGAAGAGCGGCUCGUCGGGUUACUACAGUACAAAUAUCUACUUCGCCGGUAGUUCAGUAGUCGACGAUCACAUCUACUACGAACCAGUGGUGACAGCGGCAGCGGCGACGGCGACGUCGGGAGGGGACAGGAAAAAUCUGACAAACACAGUCAAGAGAGCACCGGGCGCCAUCGGUGGCCGGAGUGAUGGCCCGUUGAAGAACAGCAGAGCCAUCGGAGACUCGAAGAACUCUCUUUCCAAGAGCAGUAGUAGGUCGCUUAAUAAGUACUACUAUCCAGCUCCAUCGGGAGACGAACCAAGUGACAAAGCGACAAAGAUGCGUACCAAACCACCCGGCAAUGAAAAACUUACAGAUAUCAUGGAGGGUCCCGAUGGGCAGAUUCCGCGACCGAUAUGGCCACUGGACACCGACGACUCGCUGGCGGAUAUCAAUCUGGAAGCCUUCAGUAUGCGAGACACUGGCCAGCGGAAUCUGAUGGGCUUCGAGAGUCCAACGUCCAAUUCUGACAACGAAAUUUAUUCCGGCAACAAGAAAGAUCAGGAGGAAUCGGAGCGGAAAAAAUCACAAUAUGAGGAGUAUCUUGAGUUUCACAACACCAGAAACAUUCUGGAGCAAAUUCGGGGCAAAUUGGAUGCGCUCUUGGAGCAAAGGAAUGACAUGCAAAAGACAAACAACGACAGCUUGAAACCGACACCAGCGGAAGUCGAACUAGAAGAGGAAAUAGCUAAACUUAAAUCCGACUUGGAGUGCUAUCUGCAAUCCAUGAAUCAGAAAAAUGAAAACGAAAUCAAACGCUUUUACCGGGGUAUAUCGAUGGAUGCGAAGGUUCUCGCCGUCCAACAUGCCGUUGAGCAGCGGCAGCGCUCGCGCAGCUCUUCGAUCAAUGUGGAAAAUGUGUAUGAAGUGUUAGGGAAUUCUAAAUCGAGUACCCAGCCGUACUAUUCCGCGAUCUCGCCCCGGAGUGUGAAAAGUUUCUCCGGGGAGGAAAGGAAGACCGAAGAUCAUCCGACCUACUUUGAGGCGGUGUACGUUCACGAUGGCGGUUUCAACGUGCGCCAUCUUGACAGACCGAUGCCAAAUCCAUUCGCGCAGGAAGUCCGCACCGCUCAGAUGUUGCAGAACCAGAGGGCGUUGAACUGUCAACAGCGUUAUCUUGGCAGCGAAGAGAUGGCGUAUUGCGGUAAUUUGAGAGGCUGUGAGCGAAGACCUAGCCAAGUGUCCAUCGAGAUGCCCGAGAAUGGGAGGGAUUACAUACGUGUGGUGGAUGGUGGUGAUAUUGUGCACGGGGCGGGGAUGAUCCCUAGCGAGGGUGGGGCUAUCAUAGUGGACGGUGGCACUAAGCGCAGGGCAGAUGUUAGAAAUAGUAAUAAUUUAGGCAAAAGCGGUGAUAUUAGUGGUUUUACGCUUCAACGGGUGAUUUUGAUGGAAAGUUUGGGCAAGAAUGGCAAAAUGUUUGGUGACAAGGAGAAAAUGCUACUGGAGUAUCAUCUGAACAAGCCGAGCUACUGGGAGAUGUACUAUGGUGCUAAUCGGGAGGAGCAGAAGCCUCACCAGACGCUGAUACGGAAGAUGAAGAUAGGCGGGAAAAAUGCGAUCUCGGUUUCAUACCCAUCGACCAGACCGGAAUCGGACUUCACGCUGGAUAUGCCACGAGCCGAGCAGCUGCGGGUGAAGAUGAAAAAGGAGAAGCAAUUCCGCAGCCGGUGUCGCUGGUUUUUCUAUUUCCUCAGCGUGGUCUUCUUUCUACUCUCGGUGAUGGUGGUCAGUUUGGUACUGACCCGGGGCAAGCGGAUGUUUGGCAGCAUGAUUUGACAGCGGAGGUUGCCCCAGUGGUCCCAGCUACCAAACCUUAGACUUCACCUAGAUGGCUCUGGAUUAUGCCGCCUCCGUUUAGUAGCCCACCAUCGAGUUUUUCUGUUUUCUUUAUAGGUUCUACGUGGGCCACGGUGUGUCACAACUGUCGCAUCGGAGUGCUGUGCUGUGUGCGCUUCUCACUGCCCCGGAAGUGCUCCACCCAAUAAUUCAUCUGCUUUCGCGCCUGGAUCGCGGGAAGGCAAGCCGAUAAUACUUAAAUUGUUUUUGGUUUUAAGAUUGUGUAGACAAAUUUUAUGUAGUAUUUAUAUUGUGUAAGAGGCUGAAUUUUGAACAUGCUAUUUUGAUUGAUUGUAUUGCGACGCGCGGGGCUUUAUUUCGAUUUUGCAUUGGAGACGAAACUUAAUUGUUUGGGGUUUUUAUGGGGGAAAGCUUUCGGAGCUAAAGCUUGCGGCAGACUUUUAUGUUUGCUGAAUUCACACGAGACAAAAGCUAUAGAUGACUGAGUGUUAGUUUUUAUGCAAAUUGAGUGCUGCAUUUGAAAAUUACAUGAAAAUCAUGAUGGUCGAUUAUUUGCCGUGUGUUCUGGGUUUGAAUGCCAAUGAUAGUUUCUGAAUAACUGUUGAUAAGAAUAAGUCAUGACAUUGUCUCACCUCUAUCCUUUUAAAUUUGAUACAAUGUGAGCAUCCACCAUGGACGAACUACUCUGCCAAGAUUUUAUUUUCAAAGUUUCAAGUUUCAAGGAAGUUGUUUCCGUUGUUGGAGAGCUCAGCAUCUACUCAGUUGCCUCUAGUUGCACUCGUGCUGCACUUUUGGCUAAUUGGCCGUAAUUCCGAAGGGAUGCAUUCACUUUAAGCAUCAACUGAAAGUUUUUCUAACAAUCUCUAGAAGCUGUUAAUGUUGGCAUGUACACAGUGUGUCAAUUAAGUUCCAGGCUAGUAGUGCAGAUGAACUUUUGAGCAUGCUUUGUUUAUCCAUUACUAUCAACAUGAGUGCACUAACGAUAUUCGGUACCAAUAGACUAAUGUUUACUUACGACAAUGCCUAACUGAAAUCGACUGGAAAGAACGAUGAACUAUUCCUUUCUUAAUCUUGCACGAGAUAAUUGAAAAUCAUAAGACAAAUAGCGACAGUUAAAUACAUGAGACAUACUCGAUUUUCGAAAAAAUCUUAUCUGAUAUGAAGUAAGCUCAGUAAAUCGAGUCUGUUCUAUUUACGGGCAAUUUUUCUGGAUCGCCAGAAUUCGCUGGGGGUUAUUUUGAUAUUUGUUGGUUUUAUUAUACAAACUAGUUUCCUCUGGCUUUAAUGCAAGUUUCACAUCGAUGUAGUAGCGUACAAAUGUUGUCAAAUAUUGCCUUACCGUCUUGCCCUAAUUUUUGAACAAAAACAAGAAAAUAAUCGCAGUGGUGCAUAUCAGGUAGAUACGACGGAUUAUUUAGGACACAGAUGCGAUUCCGAGUGACAAAUUAAUGCACGAACAGCUACUUGCAAUUCGACGCAUUACUAUGUAGAAGAGCACAGCUUUUCGGAUUGUGAUAUGCGGAUCGAAUUUGGCGGAUUUUGAAAAAAAAAAUG
Messenger RNA from Toxorhynchites rutilus septentrionalis, 4568 nucleotides. RefSeq lists its product as uncharacterized. Bases 534 to 2993 code for a protein of 819 amino acids. The transcript has 4 exons. Lineage: Eukaryota; Metazoa; Arthropoda; Insecta; Diptera; Culicidae. The record is from RefSeq and is a predicted model, not a curated record.